Messenger RNA from Pseudoliparis swirei, 2484 nucleotides. RefSeq names its product acidic mammalian chitinase-like. Bases 501 to 1961 code for a protein of 486 amino acids. Gene Ontology annotation, biological process: chitin catabolic process; carbohydrate metabolic process. The transcript has 10 exons. The record is from RefSeq and is a predicted model, not a curated record. NCBI's taxonomy places the organism in Eukaryota, Metazoa, Chordata, Actinopteri, Perciformes, Liparidae. Gene Ontology annotation, cellular component: extracellular region. Gene Ontology annotation, molecular function: chitinase activity; chitin binding.
CCUUGACAUAACCUUUUGUGCUUUGAUGCAGUUUUAUCUGGCAAUAAUAAAACAGAUAUCAUCUUCAUGUCAUCUUCAGCAGAUCUUUAUAGUGUAAUGUGACAACUAUUCUUUUCAAAAGGAUCCAUUGCAUGUCACUGUCAUGCCCUUUGUCCCCGUGUCUUAUCACAUCAAUAAAAAGGACUCCAAGGUGGAUCAUUGGCACGUCCAGCCAAUCACUGCAAACAGGUAAACCAUCAGCAUACAGCUUUGAGUAGCCUAUAUUUUAUUAGUAUGUGCAGUAUUACUACCUGCAGCGCAGUCUCUAGAUGUUAAACUGGUUCCAGUCUACAAAAAACAUAUUGGAAUUUCAUAAAGAUUCAUAAUUCUUUCUUUUUUAUUGUUGCAGCUUUGAGAAAAGAUCAACAUGGCUCGUCUAACAAUCUUGGCUGGUAAGUUACAUUCUUGUAUGUUCAUUCCUUCAAAUGCAAUUAUUUUGUGCAUAUUUUAAAAUUAAUUGAAUGUCAUUUUUUAAAGGAUUGUCUCUUUUGAUGUGUCUCCAGAUGGUGUCUUCCACCAAACUGGUGUGCUACUUCACUAACUGGUCCCAGUAUAGACCAGGUGCUGGCAGAUAUCUGCCUGCCAAUGUAGAUCCCAAUCUCUGCACUCACCUGAUCUACGCCUUUUCAAUAAUCAACCCUUCUAACGAGCUGGUGACCUAUGAGUGGAAUGAUGAUGUUCUCUACAAAUCCUUCAAUGCACUGAAGAAUAGAAACCCCCAGCUGAAGACUCUGCUGGCUGUUGGCGGGUGGAACUUUGGUAUAACACAAUUUUCCAUCAUGGCUGCAUCACCUUCCAACCGUGAGAGAUUCAUCCAGUCUUCAAUCAGAUUCUUGAGACUGCAUGGCUUUGACGGGCUGGACCUGGACUGGGAGUAUCCUGGUGCACGAGGAAGCCCACCUGAGGACAAGCAUAGGUUCACAGUGCUCUGCCAGGAACUACUCGCUGCCUUCGAAAAAGAAGCAGCUGAGACUCGCAAACCACGAUUGCUGUUUACAGCUGCAGUGGCUGCAGGGAGGGGAAACAUCGACAAUGGUUAUGAGAUUGCUGAAGUGUUGAAAUCCUUCGACUUUAUAAAUGUCAUGACCUACGACUUCCACGGAGCAUGGGACACGUUCACGGGUCACAACAGCCCUCUGUACCGCAGCUCUUUUGAUCAGGGCAACAACAUCUACUCCAACGUGGACUUUGCUUUAAAAUAUUGGAGGGACCAAGGUGCUCCUGUUGAAAAGCUCAUAAUGGGAUUUGCUACAUAUGGACGCACAUUUCGCACAUCAUCAGCGGCUAACGGCGUUGGGGCACCAACCAGCGGAGCAGCCUCUGCUGGGCCCUACACCCGUGAGGCUGGGUUUUGGUCUUACUAUGAGAUUUGUCCUUUCCUCCAAGGAGCCAGCCUCCACUGGAUUGAUGAACAAAGUGUUCCCUAUGCCAUCAAAGGAAAUGAGUGGGUUGGGUUUGAUAACAUGCAAAGCAUUGCAAUCAAGGCACAGUAUAUGAAAGAUAACAAAUUUGGGGGAGCCUUCGUCUGGUCUCUGGACCUAGAUGAUUUUAAUGGACAGUUCUGUGGCCAGGGAAACUAUCCCCUCAUUAGUCAUCUACGCUCUAUGCUGGAUUCAGAUAUUCCACCUCCACCUCCUGUAACCACACCUCCACCAGCGGUUACUACACAUAACCCAGGCUCAGGCAACAGCACGACUACCAGAGCUCCAACAACUCACAGUGUUCCAACAACUACCAUUGCCAAAACAACAACCGUGGGUGUCACUGGAAGUGAUUUCUGCUCUGGGAAGGCUGACGGCCUCUACGUAAAUGACAUGAACCCUAAUUCCUUUUAUCAUUGCUCUCACCGAAACACAUACCUCCAGCUGUGUUCAGUUAAUCUAGUUUUCAGUAAAAGAUGCAACUGCUGUGACUGGGCUUAAAUAAAUGUCUUUUCGUGAAACAAAACUGUCUUAUUUCUAAAAUGUUUAAUUUGAUUACUGUCGGAGGAGAAAAUGUGUUAACAGUUCUCUCUCCCAAAUGUUUAUGGGGGGUAAUCUAAUCCUGUGGGGUCACGUGAAAAGGUCACAAACCGAUGACUUGAGGAAAUGACCAAACCGGAAAGGUCACUCAAAUGGUCACUUGGUUGUGGGGGUGCAGAAUAAACAGAGCCUUCAGGGGUCUCAACUUUCUCUGAUAGGGGAAACAGACGGACUCUAGAAUGUGUGCAUCUCGGCGAGGUGUAUAAAGAGGAGGCGAAUCAACCAAGAAGGCAGCAUUCAGUCUGCCACUCUCAUUCGGAGGGUUCAGAGUUUGCUCCACUCAGCUGGGUGUUUCCAUGACUUGGUUGUGUGAUUACUUAUUUGUCUGAUGACUUAUUUGUCUAAAGGACUCACUUGUCCAUUUGUUUGUACCUGGCUCACACUCUGAUCAUUUGUGAACUUGUUACUAUAUAAUAAAGUGUGA